UCCUCUGGAGUCAAUGCGGCUAAUGAGGCUCGUUUGUUUUUUAUUCGUAUCUCUCAUUUGUGUAAAUGCUUCAUUUUUGUGAACUAAUUUAGGUUUCAGUCCCCUUGUUAGUUCUGACGGUAUUUUUGAGGAGUUUAUGAGACGUGUCCACAAUGCAAAAAACAAGACGUCAAGUCUGGGUUCGUCUCCGUUUCUUCAACCCGACAACCGGGAGAUGUUAGCAUUAGCACAUAGCACUGGAACGAAUAACAUAAAGGGAAGAGGAAAUGAACAACUUCAUAUUUAUAAUGGUCCUGAACAGAAGAAGGAAGUGAGGCGGAGCUGGAGGACCGAACCCCUCAUAAUGGACACAGAGGAACAAAAGAAACAGUCAGGAGGCGAGCCUCCGGUCCAGGAGGAUAAUCCGAGCAUGGAGGUUAGGUACAACCAAGAGACAGAAGCAAUGGUGCUGAAGGACAGACUGAAGGAGGGAAAGGACAGUAAAGAUUCCCAAGGCAACCUAUCCAAAGGCUUCCUUAAAGAACAGCAGGAUUCCUUUUCACCUUCUGGGAACAUGGACAACUGUGAGAAGAACAGAGGGAACGCGGGGGAUCCCGACUACUGUCGGAGAAUCCUUGUCCGAGAUGCUAAAGGCUCUAUCCGAGAAAUCAUCCUGCCAAAAGGUUUGGAUCUGGACCGGCCGAAGCGAACGCGCACCUCCUUCACUGCAGAGCAGCUCUACCGCUUAGAGAUGGAGUUUCAGAGGUGUCAGUAUGUGGUCGGGAGGGAGCGGACCGAACUGGCCCGUCAGCUCAACCUCUCUGAAACUCAGGUAAAAGUGUGGUUUCAGAACCGCCGCACAAAGCAGAAGAAGGACCAGGGAAAGGACUCGGAGUUGCGCUCGGUGGUUUCGGAGACGGCCGCCACCUGCAGCGUGCUCAGACUGCUGGAGCAGGGGCGGCUGCUGACUCCUCCGGGCCUGCCGGGCCUCCUGCCCCACUGUGGCUCUGCCCUGCGCCCCCCCUCCAUCGCCAUGGCCAACAACAGCAGCAGCAGCAGCAGCAGAAGCAGCAGCGGAGGCAGCACCGGGACGGCCGGAGGCAGCCCUCCGCUGCCUGCCGUCACCUCGUCAGGGACGGUGGCGGGGUUGCAGAGCCCGCCGUCCGCUCACGGCUUUUUCAGUUUCCCAAUGCCGUCCAUCCUCAGUGGUGUGGCCACCCGCAUUUCGUCCAAUCCCCUCUCUAUGGCCGGCUCGCUGGCAGGCAACCUGCAGGAGCUUUCUGCACGCUACCUGAGCUCCUCUGCCUUUGAACCUUACUCGCGGACCAAUGGCAAAGAAUCCAUGGACAAGAAGACUCUGGAAUGAUGGUUUGUGGUUUUGCGGUUGUACGGAUUCCUGUUUGCUUCUGGAAGCGUUUCAUUAGUUUUAUUAGCUGUUCCUAUCUUUGUUUGGUUUGACCAAGUGUCUGUCAUUUGUCAUUGUCGCCUGCUCUAACAAGCUUAUGUAUUUCUGCACAUCUGGCACCUUGUACAAGGAGCGAAGGAGGAACCAAGAAAACAAACAGCAAUCGCUCGUCAAACAAAAAACGGAUGUCAGUGAAAGGACUUUGCACAAAUCUUCACUCAAAUGUUUGUACGGAAACUGAAAGGCAAGCUGAGUUGGACGCAAAAAUCUUUUUUUUAAAUUUUUUUUUUGGGUUAAAGAAAUGCCACACAUUCUGACUUAACACAGCCAGUCUGAAGCAUAAAAGGUCCAGGCCAGUUAAAGCCAGCGCUUUACGCCGCUGCACAGCAGCAACGUCUCAGGCAGGCGGUAGAAUAUUUAAGGUAAUUGGCACCUAUCUAAACUGCGUUUCAUCCGCUGGAAUUGUUGGUUCGAUGCAGCACGUCGCGGCGAGAAGACGCAGGGCAGAAAAAGCCGGGCAGCAGCAGCUUGUGUGAUCUAGUGAGCCCAUCAGAGCGUUUAGAACCUGUUCGCGGCGGCAUGAGUGAAUAAAACGGGAGUUUCUGAGGGAGGAGGAAAGCGCCUCCGAGUGAAAGCUGCUGCACGGCCAGUCUCAAACUCGCAAGCCAUCGGCUUUAGAGACGAUGUGAUCAUGUGGAACGCUCACUGAUUUUUCGGUUGUUUUGUGAAGAUUCCAACAGCGUCCCCUUCACUGUUGAAUUUUUUUUUUUUGUUUUGUUUUUGCCACCAAAAUGAAGUAGACCUAAAAGAUGAUCAUUUCCCCCUUUUGUUUUUGUAAAUGCUGUUUUACCCCCACUGUGUCCCUGGGUUUGAUGCAGGUGUGUGUUCUGUGCAGAGAGGAGCAAAGAGGAGGAAACGUAAGCAGUCAAAGGUUCUCCAUCUCCUGAUUUGAAAAGAAAAAAAAAGAUAAAAAACAAACAAAAAAAACAAUAAAGUUGUAGUUCAGACAAGGGAAGGAAUGCUACUGCUGUUGUGUAAAAUCACCGAUUGAGAAUUGUACCAUAAAGUUGUUAUUUUAUUGUAAAAAUAUUGACAUCUGUAAUUAAUUGACGAUUUGUAUAGUUGGGAAAGUGACGUAUGGAUGAAUGUCUUAGUGCGGUUGAUGAAUCAAUCUAAAGGUUAUCGGUGCUGUUGUUGUGAAAUAUCUUAAAAUUUGUGAAACGUGUUUUACAAAUGUGCCUAUAUGAAAUGUAAAUGGCUACAAAGUGUCUUUUCUUUCAUACGUGUCGCUGCCAAUGAUGUUAUGAUGCAUUUCAUGACUGUUUUUACCUCGUAUAAAGCAGCGUCGUGACGAA
Messenger RNA from Poeciliopsis prolifica (blackstripe livebearer), 2739 nucleotides. RefSeq names its product ventral anterior homeobox 1 (gene vax1). The record is from RefSeq and is a predicted model, not a curated record. The transcript has 5 exons. Bases 137 to 1345 code for a protein of 402 amino acids. Gene Ontology annotation, molecular function: DNA-binding transcription factor activity, RNA polymerase II-specific; DNA binding. Gene Ontology annotation, biological process: neuron differentiation; brain development; regulation of DNA-templated transcription. Lineage: Eukaryota; Metazoa; Chordata; Actinopteri; Cyprinodontiformes; Poeciliidae.